GAAAAUGAAUGUGAGUCUAUUUAAGGUCCCCAAAAGUGACCAUGGUCUGUCGUGUGUGUGUGUGUGUGUGUGUGUGUGUGUGUGUGUGUGUGUGUGUGUGUGUGUGUGUGUGUGUGUGUGUGUGUGUGUGUGUGUGUGUGUGUGUGUGUGCGUGUGUGUGUGUGUAUAAGGAAACAGACUGGGGGAGGCGUGUAGGACGGACUCCUAAGUCACUGUGUCACAAGCUGCGCAGACUGCACGAAGCUAUAAAGCAGGACUGCGUUAUCCUGCAAUACACCUAGGACUCAAGCCUCAUCAUGGCUGAAUUCAUGGAUGAGAGUCAGUUCUCUCUGAUGAGUCUGGAGGAAGAGUUGACCUGCAGUAUCUGUCUGAGCACCUUUGACAGUCCGGUGACCAUCCCCUGCGGACACAACUUCUGCCAGGAUUGCCUCCUCGCCUCCUGGAAGGACACCUACAGCUGUCCUCAAUGUCGGACCCACUUCGCCACCAGACCGGAGCUGAAGAAAAACACGGUCCUCAGCACCGUCGUUGAGACCUUCAGAGUCAGGUCCAACAAGAAUGAGGUCAGCCUGUCCGGAGAGGUGGAGGUCAAAGCCAAGAAAGAAGAAGCCAUACUCUGUGAUGCAUGUAUGGAGGCAAAAGCAUCCAAGACCUGCCUCACCUGCAUGGCAUCUUACUGUGACGAGCACCUGCGGCCACAUCUGGAUAACCCCAUUUUCCGCGUCCACCAGCUGGGUGAGCCUAUCGGUGACCUGAUGGAGCGCAUCUGCAGCGAUCACCACAAGCUGAUGGAGUUCUACUGCACCGACCAUGGCCGCCUGAUCUGCAGCCUCUGCUUUCAGGUUCACAAAGGAUGCACCUUCAUAUCUCCUGAGGAGCAGAGGAACGCGAAAGAGUCGGACCUGAGAAGCAAGUUGGGAUUGCUGGAUGGGAAGAUUACGAAGAAUAAGACUGUUAUAUUUCAGAUGAAGGACAUGCAGAACUCACUUAAGGACUCGGGGACCAACAGGAAGAAAGCUUUGGUAGUGGAGUAUCAGCAUAUUCGGGACAUCUUGGCGCGAGAGGAGCGUGACGCUCUGAAUGUGGUGGACCGUGAGGUGGAGAGCGGUCAGACCAAACUCAAAAUCCUCAUGAAGAAGUUCACAGACAACAUUGACAGCAUGAGCAAAGUGAAAGAAAAUAUCCACAGUAUGCUGGGUCAGUCCCAAUCCACAGCCUUCCUAAAGACUUCACUUGACCUGCCCCAAGUCGUAACCUUUGAGCCUUACACCCCUCGAAUCAACCUGGACUCCAAGAAGGUGAUGGCAACACUUACAUUUGCCACUUUCCUGAAGGAAUAUCUGACUGAACUCUGUAAACCACCUACUGAGACCAGACUACCAAUUAAAACAGGUGACAGAGCAGAAUCUGUCUCUCCGAGCCUUGGAAUAUACCAGGAGUCUGAGCUAAAAUGGCCACUGGGGUAUCCCACACUCCCCAGCCCCCACAGUCCAGGUCAAGCUUCUCAGCCCAAAGCAGCAGCAUCCGCCGCAAAGAAGAAAAAGAAAGAAGAAAAAGAUAAAAAACCCAAAAAGCCUCCCCAGCCCACAGAAGGCAUUAUGGGAAAUAUGAAUCUAGGUCGUUCGAUGGAGAACCUGCUGGAGUUUUGUGAGCCCAAACCAGGAACUGUGGACAUUACAUCUGCUGAAAAAAGAAGUGAACUUCUGAAAUAUGCUUCGGUGCUCACUUUGGAUCCAAAGACGGCCCACAAACGCAUCUCGCUGAGUGAUGGCUUCACUAAGGCUUCUGUGUCAGAUGAGCAUGUAAACUACCCUGAAUGCCCUGAUCGCUUCGCCGUCUGUUCCCAGGUGCUUGCUUCCAAAGGUUUCUCUAGGGGGCGUCACUACUGGGAGGUCCGACUGAGCAGCAACAACUUCAUUGGUAUAGGCCUGGCGUACGGUAGCAUUGACCGCAAAGGUCCCACCAGUCGACUGGGGCGCAACAACCAGUCUUGGUGCGUGGAGUGGUUUAACGUCAAGCUGUCGGCUUGGUAUAACAGCAGUGAGACCGUGCUGCUCAAUUCCAGUCCUAAACGCGUAGGUGUGCUGUUGGAUUGUGAGGAGGGCACUGCUACGUUCUAUAACGUGGCAGACAGGGCAUAUCCCUUCCACUCCUUUGUGUUUCCCUUUGCUGAAGCUGUGUAUCCAGCUUUCUGGAUUUUCUCCAGUGGCUCGUCCAUUUCUUUGUGCAAGCUGCAGGCAUGAGUAGCACAUGCACAUAGAGUACAAUUGCAUAUGCACACACACACACACACACACACACACACACACACACACACACACACACACACACACACACACACACACACAGUCAAGUCUUUGUUCUCAAUAGAAACAAUAACAUGAAACAGUUCUUUGCUAGUUUUGAGUACAUUGAUUAAGACAUUUUUUCACAUUAAGAGGCUGACAGGGUAUAGCACCCAACCAACAAUUUUGUCAAUAUUCUUUUCAUUAAAAGUUUAACAUUUAUAUUGUCUGUACAGUUAAAACUGUGCAAUGCUAACAUUUUGUUCUAAGUACCCUUCCUUUAGGUCUCCUUUAACUAAAUAAAGAAAUAGUAAGUGGUGGUUGAGCCUGCCUGGCAUUAGAAUAGUAGUCCUUAGUCAGCCUGAAGCUUCACAAAUGAUAAGCAUGUUAUUAAGAUUAGCUAUGUCCUAAAGGUUUGGUAUAGCUAAUGACAUUAGGUAUGACAUAGCAUGUCAUAGCUAAUGUCGUUAGAUAUGCCUGAUAUGCUUCCAACAGCUACAUUUGCAAAUUCAGGCAGGCAAUUUAAAUUGUGUUUUCAAGUAUAUAUAUAGUAUGCAUUCCAAUCACUUCUUAAAAAACAAGAUAAAAAAAUCAUAUUUCUUUUGCCUAACAUGCAGAGGGAAUUAUAAGAACAUUUUUGAGUGAAAAAGAUGAGGGAUAUAAAAGAUAAGGUGUUCUUUUUUCUUCCUAUAAAUUGUAUUGAUACAGUAACCAAUCCAAUACAGUAAGUAACCAUAUAACCAUAACCAUUUAACAUAAUGCAGUUAAAAAAAAAAGUCAGAUUCCCUGUCAGUCAGUCACACGAAACUAGUUACCCAGACUGGGAAGAGUAGAGAAGUACUAGGUUUUCUUGGUGUCGGUUUAAAUGUCCUCCUCCUUUUUCACUCCACAUACAUAACACACACACUGCAUACUUAUUAUACAGCUUGUGUGUACUUGUGUGUACUCCUUUUUAUUUGUUAUGCAGAGUAUUUAUUACACACUGUGUGAUGGUUCUGAAUGUGUGCAGGUAAAGAAGUUAAUUACUUUACUGUCAGACACAUGUCAGUACAGUGUUUCAAUAUAUCUGCAUAUAAGAGUGUGGCUAUUAGGUUCAUAGGGCCCGGUGAUAUGAAAAACAUGUUUUCAUAUCAGCUUAUGUCAAUAUAUGGAUCAUUUCUUGCAAGCUUAACGAUUCCACUAAGUUUAAAAUUCCAUAUAAAUCCACAAUUAAAGUCCUUGUGAUGGUUGAGCUGUCACUUUCUUUCUGACACUCAAAAUUUCAUGUGAACUAGUGUUCAUGUCCUCCUUCUAUUGGAGUUUUGAAACCAAAGCAAUAGCAUGUGGUAUAUUAAGCUCAACUCAAACAACGCUGUAAUGCAUUUUAUUAGAAAAAAGUCUGAUCCUGAAGGACUGGCUUAUAAAUAGCUAGUUAUAGUACUUUGUUUCGGUGAUGUGAUCAGAUGAUCAAUUUAGAAAGCAGUGUGUUCGUAUCACCCAGCCCUAUAAGGUCAUCUCCUAAACUCCGUGACUGAUUCAGCUGAUGAGAGCAGAAGUCAUAUAGACUGUGUUCUUAUCAAGGUCUGUCAGUCUCUUUUUCUUUUUUUUCUUUUUUUUGAUUAUUUCACGUCAUUCUAUUGGUGGAGUUAGAACCAGUAAGUAAUGGUUUGCCUCAUAGAAUUACACUGCGAUGCAACUGUAAAUCUAUGGUAGGCACAUUAAAACAACAAGCCAUCAAAAUGCUCUGUUGGUUGCUCGUAGGGCAGAAAGAUGGUAGUAAGAUGCUUCACAGGGGUAGAUCAUUUGUGGCAUAACACAAAGUUUACCCCUGGCCUGUGAGAUGUGUUUGCUGAAGAACUCUGGUGACACACUGGUUGUCACACGGGUUAGCCUCAGUGACUAAUUUACUCAUGUUCCUCAGGUGAUGAAGCGUUCAGUCAGCUGAUCACAUGAGGUCAGAGUAGAAUCGUCUUGGGUGUCGCUAAAAGGUGUCAAUUGUCACUGUAUGGGUGCGAAGCAGUUGAGAUUCGUCCACCGAACGCACGGCACAUUUCAGUGAUGUUGCACUUUCAACACGUUUCUCUUUGUUCUUCAUGACAAAAAGAACUAACAUACUGUAGAGGCUCAGGUUGUUGUUCCGAACGGUUUAAUUGAUAAGCUAAGGCAAAAGACAUGAUGACUGCUGUGGUUAAUAAAUCAGUUGUUACACACCUUCAUUUUUAGAUUCCAGUACAUUCCAAUAUCUGAAGGUGUUGUCCAUCACUGCAGAUAAGGUCUGAACCUGUGUGGUGAAAUCUGCUGUUUUCACUAUAUGCCAUUGCUUAUCAUAACAAUGGAGAAUUUAGGUUUGGGAUACAUAGCUGUUGGAGACAAUUGAGCAUGUUCCCAUACCAUGAGUAUCCAAGUCCUGGUAGUGUGUUGACACUUGUGUACUCUUACAACCUGCCUGGAGUAACAUAAUAGAGGUGUCCGUGCUUAGCAGACCCAGUGAAUAGUUAAGUUUGUUUCAAGUAGUAUUUGAUGUUAUUGCUUAUGGCUUCUGUUUUUGUUUUGUAAGAUGCAUUAUAUAGAUCAGCUUGCAAAUCAUUUUGUUGAUUUUGUUUGAUUUUUUUUUCAUUAUUCUUUGCAUGAUAUAUUUUCAGGUGUCAGUCAUUUUACAUCAAAUCAACCUUUGUGUAAUGCUUCAAUGUUCAAUCGUCCUGUGCUUGCCGCUCUGUGUCGUGAAACAUGUUUGGUGAAAGGAAAUUGUGCCAAAUCUGCUGUGAUUUUAUUUUGUGUACUUAACAAGAGAUUCUUAGAUGAAGUAUCAACUUUUUAUUUGAUUGUUUUAUCAUUCAAAAGGUUAUUGCUCUACUAGAUUGUUUAAUCAAAAUAACUUUGUAUUACAAUUUAACCAAAUGAUUCAUUCAAUAAAAGUUUUUUCUCUCUCAGA
Molecule: messenger RNA, 5196 nt
Organism: Scomber scombrus (Atlantic mackerel)
Lineage: Eukaryota; Metazoa; Chordata; Actinopteri; Scombriformes; Scombridae
Gene: trim25
Product: tripartite motif containing 25
Exons: 10
Coding region: 297-2243 (648 amino acids)
Molecular function (GO): zinc ion binding; protein binding
Source: RefSeq, a predicted model, not a curated record